UCCAAACCAAUUCAUUAAUUAAUAAUUAUAUGGUAUUGAAAACUAAUAAUUUAAGAAUAACUGUAAUAUAAAUACAGGGUGUCAGGAACACAAGAAAAGAGAAAGAAUUUAAUUAGCAUGUUUAAAUUCUGAUGGUGGAUGAAGUUAGCGUAGUAGGUAGAGUAUUCAUUUAAUUUUUUCAUAACAAUAACAAAUAACAAGUCUUGACAUUACUUUUAAUUCUACAGUGAAAACAGGUUAUAUGUGCAGAAUAAUAAUAUAUCCACCUGAUUUGUCAUUAAACCCCAUAAAAUCAACGGAAAUGAAUAGACAUCCACAUGAUGUAAUAGCUAAGGUUAACCAAAGCCAACGGGACCACGAGUCCACAGAAAAAUCUUGCAACUUAUUUAUAUAUAGAGAAUGGAGUACAAAGUGACCGAGUGAAAAAACCAAAAUUCCAAAAAACUUGGAAAGAACCACAAAUAGGUCAAAGAAUGGGUGGAGAAAAGAACAAGGCGAGGGAGACAGUGGGGGAGGAGCCACUCAGCCCAUGCUCACGGCUGUUCAAUUCGCCGGAUUUUAACUGUGCGAUAAUCGUCAUAAUGGGAUGCAAAGUCAAAGGAAACCCACCUGCCAUCAUCGACGGCCUUAAACACACUCUCGUUAAUCAUCCUCGCUUUUCCAGCAUUUUAGAAAUGAACAAUGGGAAGAAAGGGAAACCGAGUUGGGUUCGGACGGAAGUUAGAGUAGAAGAUCAUGUGAUUGUUCCUGAUAUAGAUCCCAACAUUGAAAGUCCUGAUCAGUACCUUGAAGACUAUAUCUCUAAGCUAACGACCGUUCCUAUGGAUUUUUCUAAACCAUUAUGGGAAAUUCACUUACUCUGCCUCAAAACAUCAAACGCUGAGUCCAUUGGCCUUCUCAAGAUCCAUCAUUCUUUGGGUGAUGGAAUGUCUCUCAUGUCUCUUUUCCUCGCUUGCACCCGCAAAACAUCAGACCCUGAAGCUUUGCCUACUGUCUCGGUUCAGAAAAAACAGUUUGGACCGAGCAGUAACACCGGUUUUUUCAACAAGAUUUGGUGGUUAUUUGUGGGACUUUGGUUCAUCCUAAGAUUGGUUUUCAACACUUUUGUUGAUGUCUUAAUUUUUGCUCUAACAAUUUGUUUCUUGAGGGAUACGGAGACUCCUCUCUUGGCCAAACCCGGUACUGAACUUGUACCUAAGAGGUUCGUCCACCGGAUUAUCAGUUUCGACGAUGUUAAGCUGGUGAAAAACGCAAUGAAAUUGACGGUAAACGAUGUUCUUCUUGGAGUAACGCAAGCUGGGCUCUCACGGUAUCUUAGUCGGAGAUAUGAUCAAGAAGCAACACCCAAAUCUAAAGAGUCAAUGAGAAAAUUCCGACUUCGUUCAGCCAUUAUGAUUAACUUGAGACCAAACACUGGAAUCGAGGCUCUAGCGGAUAUGAUGGCCAAGAAAUCAAAAUGCAGAUGGGGAAACCUCUUUGGUUACAUUCUCCUGCCAUUCUCUGUCGGGCUGGAGACUGACCCUCUAGAAUACGUGCGCCGAGCUAAAGUUACGGUCGACCGCAAGAAACACUCCCUAGAGGCUGUAUUCUCUAUGGCAUUCUUUAAACUGAUACUAAAAGUCCUGGGGCUCAAGGCAAGUGUAGUUCUUGUAAGGAAAGUGAUCCAUAACACGACGUUGACGUUCUCCAAUGUCGUCGGUCCAAAAGAAGAAAUAACCUUUCACGGCCACCCGUUAUCUUAUAUCGCCCCUAGUGUUUUUGGCCACCCACAUGCUCUUACUGUACAUUUCCAGAGUUAUGAGAAGAAAGUCAUAAUAUCAGUAACGGCCGAUCCAACAGUCAUUCCUGACCCUCACAAGAUGUGUGAUGAUUUUGUGGAGUCUCUCAAGUUAAUUAAAUCAUCUGUCCUAGAAAGAGGGUUAUAUGAGAUGGAGGAGGUUUAAUAAAAGUACUUUCUGUACAAACAAACUCAAGCUAUUCUAAGUGUACUUAUUAAAAAGACAGGCUAUCUUGAAGGAAGUAAAGAUUAUCAAAGUGGAAACUGUGCAUCCUUGUAUUCUUUUUAAACUUAACUAAUCCAAGUUUGUUUUCUUUCUUUCAUAUAUGUACAAAGAACGUUAAAAGUUAUGCAUACAGAGAGAUACAUUUAACCA
This is a messenger RNA of Brassica napus (rape), 2153 nucleotides long. RefSeq names its product wax ester synthase/diacylglycerol acyltransferase 11. The transcript has 7 exons. The record is from RefSeq and is a predicted model, not a curated record. NCBI's taxonomy places the organism in Eukaryota, Viridiplantae, Streptophyta, Magnoliopsida, Brassicales, Brassicaceae. Gene Ontology annotation, molecular function: long-chain-alcohol O-fatty-acyltransferase activity; diacylglycerol O-acyltransferase activity. Bases 474 to 1943 code for a protein of 489 amino acids. Gene Ontology annotation, cellular component: plasma membrane. Gene Ontology annotation, biological process: triglyceride biosynthetic process.